UAAAAACUUGAUUUUUUUUUGUCCCUCUUCUUUGCCUACAAGUGAUUUUUUUUAAAAGGAAAAAGUUUGGGAUUGUUCUCUCUGCUUUGGGAAAUGGCAUGGACCUCUUUGGGGUUGUUGGCAUUGUCCCACAUGUUCUCUACCUUCUCUGUUUCUGUUAUCAAGAAAUAACGUUUCUUGAAUUUCUAAUCUCCCAACUUCAGUUUGGUGGUUCCCUUUUCUGUGAGAUGAGCAAUGUCUUGUAAAGCCGAAAUUUUUCUUGCAAAAAUUCAAUUUUUCCCAAGUAUAGCAUAGUAGUAUCUUGCUAUUCUAGUGCCCAUUGAUUCUUCUCAGAUGAAUCUUUCUUUACCAGUUUUGAAAUGAAGCAUGUCUAGUUUCAAUUUCAAUUUUCAACUGUUUAUUCUUAUGCUUGUGAUUGGAUGGAAGAAACUUCUGAUUUUCGAAAUUGGGAUGAGUUGAUUCCCGAUGCAUUAGGUGUAAUCUUCACCAACCUCUCUCUGCAAGAGAGGGUGACCGUGAUCCCAAUUGUAUGCAAAUCAUGGGCUAGAGCAGUAGCUGGACCUUACUGCUGGCAAGAGAUAGACAUCAAAGAAUGGAGCAGCCGGUACCAGCCGGAACAGCUCGACCGGAUGCUCGAAAUGCUAGUCGCAAGAAGCUGUGGAUCGCUCCGAAAACUGUGUGUUUCUGGUCUCCAAAAUGAGAGGAUCUUCACUGUCAUUGCUGAAAAUGCCUGCUCCCUCCAGACUUUGCGACUGCCGCGGAGCAGUAUGAGUGAUUCCAUUGUGGAACAGAUUGCUGGAAGGCUUUCCAUGAUUUCAUUCUUGGAUGUGAGCUACUGUCUCAAAAUGGGUGCGCACGGGCUAGAGAUGAUCGGCAAGAACUGCAAACUACUAGAAGGAUUGUGCCGGAACAUGCACCCAUUGGACACAGCUGGGAAGCCCUUAAAAGAUGAUGAGGCAAAUGCAAUUGCCUCCACGAUGCCAAAGCUGAAGCAUCUCGAAAUGGCUUACCACCUAAUCAGCACCUCGGGUGUUCUUCAAAUCCUCUCAAACUGCCCUAAGCUCGAGUUCUUGGAUCAGAGGGGGUGUUGGGGUGUCACACUCGAUAACUUGUUCUUGAAGCAGAAAUUUCCAAAGCUGCAGGUCUUGGGGCCGCUUGUUCUUGACACCCACGAUAGCGAUGGAUGGGAAGACUUCUCAGAUAUUUCGGAUUCUUCCGAGUAUUUGGCAUGGGAUUUUGUGGCCGGUGGCGAGGGCGAAUACUAUGUGGAUGAUGAUAGUGAUAGUUAUGAAGGGAUGUGGAAUGAUGAAGAUGAAAGGUUGUUAGAUGAGCUUCAUUUCAGGUUUUAUGAAGGGAUAGAAGAUGCUGGAAUGUAUUGGCCUCCAUCUCCUUAAGCUAAUCUUGUGUUGCAUCAAAUGUGAAUGGCAUGCUUUACUAGUUGUAACUUUUUUCAUCUGUUCUUGACUCUCCUAUAUCAUGUCCAUUUCUAUGGACAAAUGAAGUUUGGUUUUUGCUUUCCCUGUAUCAUAUAAGUUCAUAACCGAGUAGCACCAGAAAUCUUAACUACCUUGCAUGCUUUGUGACAAU
Molecule: messenger RNA, 1587 nt
Organism: Arachis ipaensis
Lineage: Eukaryota; Viridiplantae; Streptophyta; Magnoliopsida; Fabales; Fabaceae
Source: RefSeq, a predicted model, not a curated record